This is a messenger RNA of Phyllostomus discolor (pale spear-nosed bat), 580 nucleotides long. RefSeq names its product FXYD domain containing ion transport regulator 3 (gene FXYD3). Gene Ontology annotation, cellular component: membrane. Gene Ontology annotation, biological process: regulation of sodium ion transmembrane transporter activity. Gene Ontology annotation, molecular function: sodium channel regulator activity. NCBI's taxonomy places the organism in Eukaryota, Metazoa, Chordata, Mammalia, Chiroptera, Phyllostomidae. The record is from RefSeq and is a predicted model, not a curated record.
CUCCUUGUCUCUCAGCCUUUCUGCUCUGGGGCCAGCACUCCAUCAUGCAACAAGUGGCCCUGAGCCUGUUCAUCCUCCUGGCAGGCCUGCCUGCACUGGAGGCCAACGACCCAGAAGAUAAAAACAGUCCUUUUUACUAUGACUGGCACAGCCUCCGGGUCGGCGGGCUCAUCUGUGCCGGGAUUCUGUGUGCCAUCGGCAUCAUCGUCCUCGUGAGUGAGUGGAGGAACAGGCAGGGGAGUGGGGCAGGGCAGUGCUGUGGGUCCCCCUCAACUGUUCCCCUCUCCCCAACAGGUGGGAAAUGCAAAUGCAAAUUCAGCCAGAAGCCCAGACACCGACCAGGGGACACUCCACCUCUUGUCACUCCAGGCUCUGCCCACAACUGUUGAGGACAGAUCCACGAAAGAGCACAGAGGGCCUCUCUCUUUCCCUACGUCCUGAUUCUGCACAGGAAACUCACUCCAGGAUGGAAUCCUCCCUCCUCUUCUCAGAAAGGCUUGCCAGGCCUCAUCUCACUUCUCAAUGGAGGCUUCUCUUUGUUAAAUUUUCAAUCUAAAAUGAUCUUCCUCUUGCCCAAGCA